ACCUUAUCCCCAAUAUAAAUUUAACAGUUCCAGGGUUUGUUGGACAACCAUCUCUGUUGAGCCUUGGAUCUAGAAUUCUCUCUUCGUCUCCCAAGCCGUCGUCGCCGCCGCCUUUAUCAGCAAACAAAAUGGCUCGUCGCAGCUCCGGAGGAAGGUCUGCCUCUCGUCCGGCUCCUCGAUCGGCCCCAGCUCGUAACCCUCCACAGACUGUUAACCAGGCUCCUCCCCCUGCACAUGCUCAGGGUGGCAGUGGUGGAUCUAUGCUCGGAGGCAUUGGUUCAACCAUUGCUCAGGGCUUGGCUUUUGGUACUGGAAGUGCAAUGGCCCACAGGGCUGUAGACGCAGUGAUGGGCCCUCGCACUAUUCAGCAUGAAACGGUGGCAUCUGAGGCUGCUGCUGCUCCAGUGCCCACGACAAAUAGUCUUGGUGGAUCUGAUGGAUGCAAUAAUCACUACAAGGCAUUCCAAGAUUGCAUAAACAGCUCUGGAAGCGAUAUCAGCAAGUGCCAAUUCUACAUGGAUAUGUUAUCUGAAUGCAGGAGGAACUCAGGCUCUAUGAUGAGUGCCUAAGUGCUAUUGCCUCAUUCACCUUGCAUUGGAUGGAUCAUAAGCUUUUAUUGUUGUUUCAAUUGUGUGGGAUUUAUGCAAUAUGAAGAUGAUGAGUCUGUCAUUUAUGCUUUAAGGGCUUAUAUUAAUAAACUCAUUAUUGGGUUCUCCUAAACAUGGAGUUUGUAGUACUUUAUUCUACAUAAUUGGUGAAUCUUGGGAUCUUUAAUUUAAUGUUAUCGUUAAUACUGCACUGUUUCUGUUGA
Messenger RNA from Tripterygium wilfordii, 811 nucleotides. RefSeq names its product hemiasterlin resistant protein 1-like. The coding region runs from base 129 to 569 and encodes 146 amino acids. NCBI's taxonomy places the organism in Eukaryota, Viridiplantae, Streptophyta, Magnoliopsida, Celastrales, Celastraceae. Gene Ontology annotation, biological process: mitochondrion organization. Gene Ontology annotation, cellular component: mitochondrion; nucleus. The transcript is spliced from 5 exons. The record is from RefSeq and is a predicted model, not a curated record.